This is a messenger RNA of Lycium barbarum (goji berry), 896 nucleotides long. Its product is annotated as small ribosomal subunit protein uS15. The record is from RefSeq and is a predicted model, not a curated record. Gene Ontology annotation, molecular function: structural constituent of ribosome; small ribosomal subunit rRNA binding. Gene Ontology annotation, biological process: translation. Gene Ontology annotation, cellular component: nucleolus; cytosolic small ribosomal subunit; ribosome. The transcript is spliced from 5 exons. Lineage: Eukaryota; Viridiplantae; Streptophyta; Magnoliopsida; Solanales; Solanaceae. The coding region runs from base 136 to 591 and encodes 151 amino acids.
AAAUAAAGAAUUUAUAUAAAAUCCUAAUCUCCUUUCUUUCAGCCAUUCUAGGGUUUCCUUCUUCACAGCCAGCCGGACACCAGCUGCCUUCACCCCCACCCCCCGACCCCACCAUACACACACCCCAAAGCCACCAUGGGUCGUAUGCACAGUAGAGGUAAGGGUAUUUCGGCUUCAGCACUACCAUAUAAGAGGACUCCACCAAGUUGGCUCAAAAUAUCUGCACCUGAUGUCGAAGAUAAUAUCUGCAAGUUUGCCAAAAAAGGUUUGACACCUUCUCAAAUUGGUGUUAUUCUUCGUGAUUCCCAUGGCAUUGCUCAGGUGAAGAGUGUAACUGGUAGCAAGAUUCUCCGAAUUUUGAAGGCUCAUGGACUUGCUCCUGAGAUUCCUGAGGAUCUCUACCACCUUAUCAAAAAAGCAGUUGCAAUCAGGAAGCACCUUGAGAGAAACAGGAAAGACAAGGAUUCCAAGUUUAGGCUGAUUCUUGUUGAGAGCAGGAUUCACCGACUUGCUCGCUACUACAAGAAAACAAAAAAGCUUCCACCAGUCUGGAAGUAUGAAUCUACCACGGCCAGUACUCUUGUGGCAUAGAGAAGACAUGGGCAUUCGGAGUGUCGAAUCAUAUCUUAGAAAUUCUAUAUUAAGUUGUUUUGGCAUGUCCGGGAUACUUGGAAUCAUAUCAGAUUAUGCACUUGAGGAGAUGAUAGGCUUCAUGUAAUUUCUUGUUUGAGAUUUUGACGUUGAGACUUGUUAUUGUGAUACAAUUUUGGUUUAUGUCUUUUUCUCAUCUUGUCAAAUUCUCGUAUAGCUAGAAAUGCUGGAUAAUGGUUCUUCACUGACUGUGGAUCCGUGUCAACUUAAUGGUUAGCCUUCGGCAUUCAACAGUCCCUAGUAAA